Rhodofomes roseus is the source of this 1870-nucleotide messenger RNA. RefSeq lists its product as uncharacterized. The coding region runs from base 481 to 1680 and encodes 399 amino acids. The record is from RefSeq and is a predicted model, not a curated record. The transcript is spliced from 6 exons. Lineage: Eukaryota; Fungi; Basidiomycota; Agaricomycetes; Polyporales; Fomitopsidaceae.
CCUGAGUGAUUGAAUCGAGCUCCGGUACGUCUACUGGCCUCCUGGCCCCACGACUAACCAUCUAACAAGUCUCUAACUUCAGAAAUGGAUCUACUUAACAUAGACACUCGAUCUAACCGGCCUAAAUGCCUAAAUGCCUGAAUUAGGCAAGUUAGAUGCGAAAGUCACUUUCCUGAUGUUGGGCAUAAGAUCAACACCCUCGUAUUUCUCUGCCAUAUUCGUCGAAACAUCGCCUGCAACCUCCGGGAGCCACACGGCGGUCCAGCCAGCGCAGCCCGUGGACGCAGAGGCUACGCCUAAUAUGGACCGUGGGUUUUAUAGCCAACCAUUGUUCUCGAAACCUACAAAGCGCGCGCGCCACACGCUCAACCUGUCUCUCCUACCACCACACCCGCUUUGUUCCUCCGUCCCCUAAAGCUACCCGGUCCCCAGCCACUACAGAGUUAAGCCUCAGCACGCUUCACAUCACAAAUUAUCACAAUGAAUACCCUCCUGAAUGAGAACACCCUCCGCGCACUCAAGCGCGCCGAAAUCCAAAAGCUUGCGAAGCGUGAAGGCUUUCGCGCAAACGGCAAGACCGACGCCCUCAUCGCGGCGUUGGUAGCGAAGUACCCCGGCGGUAUCCUACCGCUGGAGAAAGAGAAAGGCCCCGCUCGUAGGUCGAAGCGUCUCCAGACGACGGAGCCGAAGGACGAGGAGGAGGAGGUCGCAGUCGAGCCUCCAGUUUUCGGGGACAGCAUCUCGCAGUAUGUCCCGUCAAGGACCAAUGCGACAGUGAGGGCCACCGUCGAGACCGCCGAUGAGGCAGACACCCACCAACAGCAGCGCGCAGCAUCGCCACUGCCGACCCCGCCACCGCCGUCGCCAUCACAACGCCACGAACAGGAGGUCCCUGCACCGCGCCCUGCCACGCCGGUCCUGUCCCUGGUGAAGGCUAGCUCAAGAGGCGUGCGCAUCCAGCACAGCCCUCCGGCAGUCACACCACAGCAAGCGCCGGAGUUUGUCCAAGGGUCCUCCGGACUCGUGAACAAUCAGGCGCACGCGCUGCAGCGCAAGCAGGAGUGCCUAACGACAGGUGCUCCCACCAGCGCGGCGACGCGUGUACCGAACUUUUCAAGAGCGCGAGAGGGCGCCUCGUUGUCCACCGAGAAGCUCAACGAGCGCAACAUUCAGCUCUCGCCACCGAAGCAAGUGGCACCAGCACCAGGCAACGGCCCGGUGUUCCACCCGUCAAGCAUCAACGGCCAGGCUGGGCAGUGCACAAGAGCAGGGCCGUCCCGGCGAAUUGUCAACCCCCAAGUCGGACCAGCUAGCGCUUUCUCGCUGCAUCCCGCAAAGUGGUCGUCUCCCGACGAUCAACAGGUCCCAGUGGUAGCCGAGUCCAUCUCCGAGAUGAUGUCCAGGAAACGCCGGCGCGACGAGCUGGAGGAUGAUGAACUUGACGCUGACAGCGCCGAGGGAUCCGACUCUGAAAGCGAUGCGAGCAGCGUGUCGCAGCCGACCGCAGGUCCUAGUCGGGCGUCAGGGUACGUCCCCAAGCCUGUCCCGGGCUACAACGGCCACGAAUCCACCCCCGAGCCGGAGUACGAAUGGGCGGAACGCUAUGCCCUGCCGUACCACUGGCAGUCCGUUCGCGGAGACAAUCUCAGGCCAUCACCAAAGCGCACUCGCCAUCGGUGAAUGUAAGCCUAUCUUGGUUUGUCUCGUGUUUUCGCUGUAGCUGCUUGCUGCAUCGCGUAUCAUACCAUCCGUCGCGUAGUCUUCCCGUCUUUUGUCUUGUUGUUCUGUGGUUUGUAUCAGCGUCGGUUUCUCUCGAGGGUCAGAAUGAACAAAGCUUACCUCGCACUAAUGUGUAGAGGAACAGAGAGAA